This is a messenger RNA of Temnothorax curvispinosus, 2733 nucleotides long. RefSeq names its product E3 ubiquitin-protein ligase DCST1-like. Bases 1 to 2181 code for a protein of 726 amino acids. The record is from RefSeq and is a predicted model, not a curated record. Lineage: Eukaryota; Metazoa; Arthropoda; Insecta; Hymenoptera; Formicidae. The transcript has 8 exons. Gene Ontology annotation, cellular component: membrane.
AUGCCCGGCUUGGAGCGGAUUAAUCGCUGCGGCCGUCUGAUCGAGGGCGCGCGACGGGAUUUCCUGAAAUAUUAUCUGAAAAAAUGUCCGACCCUAUUUCACAUCUGCUACGAUCCGAUCGGCACCCAUCGAAAAGCGAGGGCCUUCAUCGGAUUUCUCUACGGAUUUGUCGCAGCUGUCGUGUUGUACGAGGGCAUAAUCGUCGAUCUACAAUUUGACACGUAUACCAGCAUCUCUUUGGGAGCCAUCCUUGUCGCGAUGCUAUCGAUAGGAUGUGCAUCAUCGAUACAGGUAAGAUGCAUCUGUCUUUUGACAAUACCAACCUUCCUCGGCCGAUCCGGGCGCAACGUUUUGAGGGCUCUCGUAUUGGGGUACGUAAUAGCCGGGCCGAUAUUCAAUCUAACGUACAACAGUAAAGAAGUGGUGAGGACUUUCGCUUGCACAACACAGUUGACGUACAAUCUCACCCAGACACGCUUCGAUCUCAUGUUCAAGCCAUUCCAGCAGGCGGUGCUCGCCAUGAAAGCGGAUGCGAACGAGCUGAAGGACACCUUAUCCUCGGUGAGAGAUUUGAUGAGUCCGAUAGUCGAGGAAAUCGAGGGCGAAGAGGAGAUGAACAGGCUGAAAGAGGAGAACGACUAUUUGGAUGAGCUCCAGGACGAUACGAGGAGGAGCGACGAGAUCGAGGAGAAACAUGAGAAAGAGAUCGCGAACGCGAGGUCCGAGGCUGAUGUUUACGAGGCGAAGUACAAGAGGAAGAUCGAGGCGCGCUGCGAAGAGCAGCUUAGCCGCGGUGCCGAACGGUGCAGAGACAUGUUUGGUGACGCUUACGACAAGUGUUACGACACAGUGACGAUCUUCGCGGCCUGGCUGCUGUGCUGGCCAAUGAAGCUCACCUUCGUGUGCAACCUGGUGCAGGCUCUCGGCGGUUCCAAUAUCUGCGAUCCCGAGGGGAAAGUGGACGCUGGUAUCGGCGAGGGUUACGUCGCUUUAAAAAGAGCCAGGGAUGCGUUCAGCAAAAGUCUCAAGGACGCGAAACUUCAGUACAGAGUGAGGAAGAUGCCGGUGAUCCUAGAUCUUCACGACGCCACGGACGCUGCCCAGGCUGUGAUGCACGAAUUCAAUGCACGCAGAAAAGUCUUUGAGUCAGUGAUGAUGAUUAUCAAAAGAUGUCUAUCCUUCGUUUUCUUGAGAAUAAUCGUAAGUGCUCAGACGUAUCACGAGAAAUAUCUGGCUGAGAUCGAGCAUGACAACAUAUAUGUCACUUCGUACUUCCGUAAGAUCGACGCGAGACGAAAGGCUCGCGGUAGUCUGACCCUACUGCCUCUGAAGAAGAUCGAGAGAUCGAAAUUCGUGGAUCCAUACAGCCUGCGACCGGGCGAAGCCGAGCGGGUGAAUUUGACUGGCCAAACGAUGAAGUUGAUCCUCGAGAUGCUCAGCGUGACGACGUUUAUAUUGCUGGACAGGCUCUUCUUCGAAGCGCUCGAUUUGGUCAGAAGACACUCCCGCAUGGAAUAUACUCAGGCGGGUCAUCACGACAUGACCUUGGAGGUUCGCGGAAUCGGAGUGAUAGCCUCUCUGAUACGCAGCGUCAUCCGCGGAUUCAACGUGAAGAGGCGAGUGAAGACCGUGGUGUCCAACAGCGCGUGCUUACCGCGGGCCACCAGAGUACCGAAUUACAUGAUCCUCAAGAUCUACUCGAUCUAUCUGGCCAUUUGGGUGUUGCUGUUCACCGCCGCUUACACCCAGCGGCUACGGCGCGUGAUCUGCUCGUUCUUCUACAGGAAGCGCGAGAAGAGGCGCGUGCUGUACCUCUACAACGAGAGCCUGAGACGUAGACUCGGGCACGCCAGGUUUAUGCGAGCCAGGGUCAAGACUCUGGCCAGGACUCGUCGGCUGGAAUACGACAUAGAUCCGUGGAUCGCGCUGAGGCUGCGCUGGCCGGCGCUCUGCGGCUGGUUGGCGAUCUUUGCCCGGGCACGUUACAGGUGCCUCGUCUGCGGCGAAGUGGAGCCGAGGAAAGGUCCGCAGUUCCGUAGAUGCACGACACCCGGAUGUCCCUUCGUCCAUUGUUCCGAGUGCUGGGACGACAUCGGUAGGAUUUGCUAUGCCUGCACGGACAUCGGCGAAACAACGACGGAGGACGACACAGACGAGUUUGACACUCACGUAACAAAGUAGAAGGAGGGUUGUACAUACGAUUUCGUAGAUGUUUCAUUCGAUACGCGGAUUGUUAUAUCAUAAACUAUAUUAUCAAGUCAAUUAGAUUUAUAUAAUAAAGUUUUUAUUUCAUAAAAGGAGUUACAUGAAGGAAAUAACGAGUACAAAUUCAGAAUUUUACGAUUAUUUACAAAUAUGUUUCCAAAAAUUGAGGCUUAUAAUUUCAACGAGUUUUGAAUUUCCCGUACUCCAUGAAAAUAAUGUUUUUUUAUAAGAUAUGCGUAAAUACAUAAUAUAAAUCUAAUUGAUUUGACAAUUGAUAUUCAGUAUAACGUACAAUAGUAUAAUAUAAUUAAUACCAUAUCAAAAUAUUAUCAAAAAGUUAUCUGUAUGCCGAUGUAUAUACACAUUAUACUGAUAUUUAUAUCAUUCAGUUUAUUAUUUAAUUGUUAUAUAUAAAAGCGAAAAACAUAUCAAUAACAUAAUCGAUAUAAAAAAUACCGGAUGGUAUCAUGGAAUUUAGUUCGACAUUCGAAGAUCGAUUCUAAAUAUUUGCGUAUUUUUUACAUUAUC